Cuscuta campestris is the source of this 2237-nucleotide messenger RNA. Lineage: Eukaryota; Viridiplantae; Streptophyta; Magnoliopsida; Solanales; Convolvulaceae. The record is from the annotation of a GenBank genome assembly.
AUGAAUCUUGUGAAUUGCAACCAUGGCUUUGUUUUUAGGUUGAUAUUGUGAAUAUAUGUCAAAAGUGGGGCAUGGGUUCUGGAGGGUUUUACACGACAAGAGAACUUGAACGAUAUAUGAUGUGUUUUGGUCGAAAUUGGGACCCUGUACGUCUGCUCCGAGCCUCGGACCUCCAUCUUUGCCGAUUCAGCACCUAGUCCUCCGACCUCAAUCUUCUUCGGUGGCAUGUGACGACCCUGAACGUUGCCCCGAGCCUCGGACCUCCAUCUUUGCCGGUUCAGCUCCUAGUCCUCCGACCUCAAUCUUCUUCGGUGGCAUGUGACGACCCUGGACGUCUGCUCCGAGCCUCGGACCUCCAUCUUUGCCGAUUCAGCACCUAGUCCUCCGACCUCAAUCUUCUUCGGUGGCAUGUGACGACCCUGAACGUCUGCUUCGAGCCUCGGACCUCCAUCUUUGCCGAUUCAGCUCCUAGUCCUCCGACCUCAAUCUUCUUCGGUGGCAUGUGACGACCCUGAACGUCUGCUCCGAGCCUCGGACCUCCAUCUUUGCCGAUUCAGCUCCUAGUCCUCCGACUUCAAUCUUCUUCAGUGGCAUGUGACGACCUUGAAUGUCUGCUCCGAGCCUCCGACAAUUUCAUAAGAAUUAAAGUCUUAUACUGAGUGAUUUAUUUAUUGGUGCAUCCACCAUAUUUUUCCUAUUUCGUGCCAGAAGCUACUUUACCUCCAAUUGCUUGUACAUGACGUGGAUAUCUCUUGUUAAAUCAUACUGAUUACCACUUAUUCCUUUUCUUUUCCUUUCGGUUUUCGGUCUCCAAAUGAAGAUACGAAUAAAACAUUGGAAUUCUCAUGACGGGUUGGAUUUUCACUUGACUGUACACAUUGUUUGUCAUAUUAGUGAAAAUGUUGUUCCAGUGCUUGAUCGUCAAUUUGCUUAAGAUUCUUUCCCAUUUUACCGUGUCCAAAUAGCCAAGGAUUAAUUAAAGGGAUGGCUCAAUGUUUGCAAGUGUCAUAUGGUGGUGCUGAACUGUUGGGUGCUGUUUGCUGAAAUCAAAGAGGUUGUUUCAACCCUUUCAAGAAAGGCUUCCAAUUAUUCAAAGUUGCAGUACAUAGGAUUGUUUCGAGUUUGUAAUGUUUGCAAACUUUUUAAUGUUUUUUUUCAAAAGUACUUUCUAAAAUUUAAAGUGUUCAAAAUAUACACGUAAUAAAUUAGAAUUAUGUCAUCUACAGGUGUGAAAUGUCUUUGUUGAGGGCUGUGAGAGUUUACUCUACGCGUGCACGGAGAAGUUUCCAACAACUUAUUGCUUUGAACGAAGAUGAAAGGGCCAGAAGCCCCUUCACACAUUUUGACAAACCGAGAACCACGCUGUAUACGCGUGAGCAAGAUAUUUUGAUUGUGGGUGAUGGAGAUUUCUCCUUCACCCACAGUCUUCCCGCCAGAUUUGGGACAGCUCCAAGCAUUUUUUCCACGAGCCUUGAUCCUCAAUGGUUUUUAAAAAAGAACUACAGUCAAGCUGAAUAUCACUUGGCCAACUCUUUGGUAAGAGGGGUCAGAGGCAAGCUCGUGGUUGAUGCCACGAAAUUGUUGGACUACCCCGAAAUCAAAUAUAUGCAAUUUGAUGUGGUGGUCUUCAAUCGGGCCCAUUGUGGCAUUCACAGGAAAGAUUAUGAGGGAUCUGUUAUUAGGUAUCUACUUGUUUUAGAAUAAUCUCUCUCUGUGUGUGUGUAAUAUUGACUCCGGUAAGAUGAUUUUAUAUAUGUAGUGGUGUGAUAUAUGUAUAUGAUUUUGUAGACGCAAUCAACGCCUCAUCAAAGAGUUUGUGAACAAUGUAAGUAGGUUGCUCAAACUCAACGGCGAACUGCAUUUGAGUGUGAAGACAAAUCCUCCUUUUGAUAAGUAGAAGGUUGAAGAAUUAGCUGAAGAAGCUGGACUGCGCCUAAUAAAGAAGGUGGACUCUGUUGGCUGAAUACCCUUUCUACAUCAAUCGGAAAGGGUCCAAACAUGCAGCCGAGGAGACGUUCUGCAAUUGGAAUACGUUUACCUUCGUUUUUGGUAAGAAAGUAAUUUUUUUAUUACUUACAAAGAGAGUAAUUUAGUCCAAGAAUUCCCAAAACACUACUUCUAAAUUCCAAUAGAAGCAUUAGUAACUGACAAAGCUCAAUCAAAGUAACGAGGAUAUUAUAUCUGUGCGGAUUUGCUAAUUCUCUGUGUUCCAUUUCAGGAUCGUGAAUCCUAUACGA